AAUGCCUGCGGCUUCGAGGUCCAAGCCCUACACACCCCAGGCCAUACAGAAGACCACAUGUGUUUCCUCAUCACCGCCUCCCCACUUGACCCAUCCGAAGUCGGCUCGAUCUUCACCGCCGACAACACCUACGUCGCCAGCCUGGGCAUCAUGAAAACCGCCGUCUCGAACUCCGCCCAUACAACCGUACGUGCCUUCCCGGGCCACGGCGCCGUGAUACCGGACGCCAGAGCGAAGAUCGCGGAGUAUAUCGAGCACCGGCAUAUGCGUGAGCAGGAAGCGCUGAAUGUGCUGAAGUACGGCACGCCGAGCCCGCCGCCGGCGGAGGAGGGCAGUGAGGGUUCGGCGGGUGGGUUGGAGGUGGUGACGGGGAAAGAGUGGGGGAGUAUGGAGAUGGUGAAGGUGAUUUAUAGGCAUUAUCCGGAGAAUCUGUGGGAGCCGGCGGAACGGGGGUUGUUGAUGGUGUUGGAGAAGUUGAGGAAGGAGGGGAGGGUGAAGAAGGGGGAGCAGGGUGGGUGGGUGCUGCUGGAGCAGGCUGCGUUGUAG
This is a messenger RNA of Cyphellophora attinorum, 546 nucleotides long. RefSeq names its product Beta-lactamase-like protein 2. The record is from RefSeq and is a predicted model, not a curated record. The transcript is spliced from 2 exons. Lineage: Eukaryota; Fungi; Ascomycota; Eurotiomycetes; Chaetothyriales; Cyphellophoraceae. The annotation marks the transcript as partial. Gene Ontology annotation, biological process: secondary metabolite biosynthetic process.